Molecule: messenger RNA, 1434 nt
Organism: Hemicordylus capensis (graceful crag lizard)
Lineage: Eukaryota; Metazoa; Chordata; Lepidosauria; Squamata; Cordylidae
Gene: RSPO4
Product: R-spondin 4
Exons: 5
Coding region: 396-1082 (228 amino acids)
Source: RefSeq, a predicted model, not a curated record
UUUCUGGAGUGGCAAACUUGCUUCAGUUGGUUUCCUUGACGUGGGAUCUUCUCGUAUUGCGCAUGGGACAGGUGAGGAGGGGGACCUCAGCUUAUAAGAGUCUUCCGGACCUGCCCGUCCUGCUUCUUUGGUACCAUGACUCUGAUGACAGACUGAAUGCCUGCCUUCUCCUGUGAGGCAUGCUCCAUGCCACCACAGAGCCUGUAUUUCGUGACCACUUCAUGCCAAGAUCCCACUCCUGGGGGAUGCUGUGAACAUCUUUUCUUUUCUUGUUGUUGUUGUUGCUGCUGCUGCUGCAAGAGCUGCUUUCUCUCCUUUGCUCAGUCUGCAUUUGGCAGAACGUCACUCUCUUGGAUGAUCUGAUUCUUUCCUUGCCCCAAUUUACUCCUGGCCAGAUGCAGGGGAUACUUGUUCUGUUGCUGUUAUUCAUAAACUCCAUGGAAAUGCUCACACAAGCCAGAAGGAAGAAACAAGUAAGCGCUGCCUUGUUUGAGAACUGCACUGGAUGUGUCAUGUGUUCAGAAGACAACGGCUGCAUCUCCUGCCAGCAGAGGCUCUUCUUGCUCAUCUGGAGGGACGGGAUCCGCCAGUACGGAGCAUGUGUCCAUGCCUGCCCACCGGGGUACUUUGGGCUGCGAGGCCAAGAGGUCAACCGAUGCAUAAAGUGCAAAUCGUCCAGCUGCGAGAGCUGCUUCAGCAAAGAUUUCUGCAUGAAGUGCAAAGAGCAGUUCUACCUGCACAAAGGGAAGUGCUUCCGCACCUGUCCUCCCAACACCACGGCCCAGAACAGCACCUGGGAAUGCCAAGAGAAGUGUGAGAUGACGGAAUGGAGUAACUGGAGUCCCUGCAGCACCAACCAAGGCCGGACGUGUGGCCGCAGGUGGGGCUCAGCAUCCCGGGUCCGGGAGGCCAUCAGAAACAGCAAAGAGGAGUCAGCAGCAUGCCCAGUGCUCUCGGAGACCACGAAGUGCCGGAUGAAGAAGCGCUGCCCUGGAGAGAAGAAUGAAAACAAAAGGAAAGAGAAAAGGGACAAGAAACAAGCGAAGAAGAAGAAAAGAUUGGAGGCUGUGAUGGUCACUUAGUUGGCUUCAGAGCGCAUGGAACGAUCAUGGGGGGAGCAAUGCAUGAGGCAGUCCAGCAGGGGGUGCCAUGGAGGGCCAAAGAGACUUUCCCUCUUUGUCUCAGCUUCCUCAGCUUUUGAGUCUUCUCCUUGGCUUUUCCAUCCAGAUCAUCUUGCGCAAUCCUUCUCCUUCUCCUUCCCAGCAUGGUCAGACCAAGAAAGAGAGAAGAGGGAGAAUUUAUGGCCUAUGAUCCGUGUUGCCCUUGUACAGAUUCUAAAAUGCAACAUGAAACUCACCCAAGAUCCCUCCCUCCCUCUCCCUCCCUCCCUCCCUCUGUCUCUCUCAGACCUAAUUUGUUGGGACAUUCAUUGGA